UUUGUCUUCACUCUCUCGACACCGGCUCCUCAACAGCGCAAGCCAAGCCAAGCCGAGCCAAGCUAGGAGAGCUCAAAUAGGCAGAAAAGGAAUGCAACAAGACUCAGGCGUACCCACGCUCGACUCGCUUCGCAAUCUCCUCCCGACCACCUUUGCCGGUGGCCAAGCAGGACAGCAGCUGCAAAGCGUCGAAUCCCUCGCCCGCCUCUGGGCAGGCUAUGGAUGGAUCCUGCGACUACACUUCGUGGCAGAUGAAAGCGAGGUACCUCCUACCGCCAUCCUCAAGUAUGUGGAUGUCGCUGGUGCCAUCACAGCGGAUGCGGGUCAUGCUGGGCAUGGGCACGGGCAUCAAGGGCUAGACGAAGGCACAACGCGCAAGCUGGCCUCGUAUCGCGUAGAGGCCAAUUACUACCAAUACCUCUCGUCCCUCUUUAAUGAGCCCUCUGGCUCCUCCUCCUCCUCCCUUGCGCCAACAUGGCGCCCCUUCGCCUCCGUGCCGCGCUUCCUCGGCCCUUGCCAGCCUUCAACCGAGCGAGCGCCAUUACUGCUCCUCCUCGAGGACGUGCAGCCCACUCAUCCAGUGAUGGGCAUAAAGCCCACGGAGAUGACGUGGGGACAAUGUCUUGCAGCUUUAAAUUGGUUUGCAGGGUUUAAUGCUUGCUAUUGGGGGCUUGAUGAGGGGCAGGCUGAGAUGUGUCCCCCACCGAGGGAGUUGAUGGCCGCUACUCGGGGUCGUGCUGAGCGUGGCGGGGAGCCGUGGAGUGGAAAAGGGGUUUGGCAGUAUGGCACGUACAAAUCCUACAGCUAUCUCUCCACUCGACUCGACGAGCUCAAGCGCAUUCCUGCCUCCUCGCCCUUCGCUGAGUUGCGUGGUCCGCUAGCUUUUGCGGUCGAGUGGCUGCUUUUGGAGGGAGAUAGACGAGGGGAUAAGACGAGAUCAGGCAGGACACUCGUACACGGCGAUGCUAAGCUGGCGAAUAUGGCGUUUGCGCCUAGUGACGAAGACGGCGACGAGGCGUGGCACGAGGCAGCCUCAGCCGCUGCCGCUGCGACUCAAGUAUCUACCUCGACCUCCUCCUCACACCCUCCGAGCCGGUAUCACGUUAGCACCUAUGAUUUCCAGUACGUUGGGCUGGGCAUAGGCGUGCAGGACCUCGUCAAGUUCAUUACGGUUGCCGUGCCCGUCGAGUGGCUGUGGCAGGAGAGGCGGAGCACGACUACUGAGGAGCAGGGCAAGGAGGUCGAAGCGCUAAGCAAGGGAGAAGAGGGAUUGCUGCGCUUCUACUAUACCCGCCUUACAACCCAUCUGCAAAGUAGAAGCCUUUCGCCUGACUACACAUUCCCGCAGCUCCUCGCCGACUGGGACCUCGCCCUCAUAGCCUGGCUGCGCUUCACUGAGGGCUGGGUGAACCCAGUCGCCGCCAAGAAUGAGAAGAAGGACCACAAGGCACAGUGGCUCACACGUCGAGGCUUGGAGAUACUCAACCGUUCGGGCUGGAAGGAGAGUGUGCUGCAGAGGUGGGAGAAGGCGGGCAAGCCAGGUGGUGAGAUGCUCGACGAACUGUCGCUAUAGUCCGGUAUUGUAAUGCAUUAGAGAAGCCACCCCCAACAGCACAAAAGCCACGACGAGACACGAAAGUCACGCCCCACGCUCGCCCGCUCGCCUACUCAUCGCUCCUCGUGUCCGUCAGACUGAACUCGCCCGCCUUAGCUGCCUCAAUCUUCCCCUUUACCUUCUCAUAGAUGGCAAAGACAACUGCCUGUCCCGGGGCAACCCUAGCCACACGCGGGGUAAUACCCUUCCAGAAUGCAGAGAUUCCCUCCUGAGCCCACAUCUCG
This is a messenger RNA of Jaminaea rosea, 1839 nucleotides long. RefSeq lists its product as hypothetical. The coding region runs from base 92 to 1573 and encodes 493 amino acids. NCBI's taxonomy places the organism in Eukaryota, Fungi, Basidiomycota, Exobasidiomycetes, Microstromatales. The transcript has 2 exons. The record is from RefSeq and is a predicted model, not a curated record.